AUGGAGACGUACCACGGCUUCGUGCGUACUCCCGGCGACGCCAUCAAAUUAUUCGAGGCAUGUCGGCUGGGGCUGCUACCCAGAGUACAGCGUCGGCUUUCUGAAAAGGAGAGGCAGUCGAUUCGCUCCGGUUCCGUCUUUGUAUGGGACGAGAGGGAAGCUGGCAUGAGGCGGUGGACUGAUGGAAAGUCCUGGAGUGCUAGUCGUGUAUCUGGCAGCUUCUUGACCUAUCGUGAAAUGGAAGGCAAGCGAGGGGGGGGAUUUGGAAGUGGACGACGAGGCGCCGGGAAGACACCUGAUUCUGGCCGUGGAAGCGACGAGGACCAUGAUGACGGCGAGCCUGAGGGCUAUCGAUACAAAGCCGACGGUUUGAUGAAGCAGUCUUUCAGCAUCAUUACCUCAACUGGCCAACACCUUCAUCUGAUUUCAUACUACUCGCGCCCUCAACCAGGCCAGCCUGAACUCCCUCAACCCAGCUCCGAUCCUUCUCUUAGAGGAAUCGCCCCUCCAAAGGGGAUGUAUCCAGAGUCAAGUAUGGGCGAGACGAACCAGACUCCUGCUCUAACCCGGGCACCGAUGCAACAGCCGUAUAUGAUUGCUCCUCACCACGCCCACGCCCACCAACAAGCCUAUGUUCACUACGCCCAGCAGGGAUACGGAUGGCCACCAUCGCCUGCCGCUACUCCUCCAUACGCACAUUACGCGCCGGCUCCAUUCCCGCCGGGUACUCAUCUUCAUUCUCUUCAUCCUCCUCACAUGACCCAGGUUUCUUCGCAACUCCCUAUUGCAUAUGCGGCGUCUCACUAUACUCACGCACCACCGCCGCCACACUACGACCGUCCUUCACUUCCACCCCUGCCGCAGUCCAAACCCGCCUCGAUCCCAGCAUACCAACGGGGAGCAUCGCCGCCUAGACUCCAAGACUCUCCCGGACACAGGGAACGACUGGGGUCACAUGGACCGCUGCCAGCACUCAACUCUGUCACAGCGCCGAUCCCACAUCCAGGCAUGACACCACCGACCCGAAAUCACAGCGUGAGCCCGCCAAGAAGUUCCCACGAGAGCGGUUUGCCCAGUGGCUUUCCCAGUGGUCACAGAUCCAGCUUGUCAGCGCUGCUCCACCCUGCUAGCGACUCUUCUAGUAGCAAACCUGCUAGCAAUGGCUCCAGCAGUAGCAGCCCACGGAUAAGCAAUGCUGCCUUGGAGAAAUGCGGUGUCAGCGAGGAUGCUAGAGCGUUACGAAUGCUGGACAAGAAAUUCUGUAUUUAA
Molecule: messenger RNA, 1269 nt
Organism: Metarhizium brunneum ARSEF 3297
Lineage: Eukaryota; Fungi; Ascomycota; Sordariomycetes; Hypocreales; Clavicipitaceae
Gene: pac2
Product: cAMP-independent regulatory protein pac2
Molecular function (GO): DNA binding
Source: RefSeq, a predicted model, not a curated record